Molecule: messenger RNA, 826 nt
Organism: Drosophila obscura
Lineage: Eukaryota; Metazoa; Arthropoda; Insecta; Diptera; Drosophilidae
Gene: Reepl1
Product: receptor expression-enhancing protein 1
Exons: 1
Coding region: 79-759 (226 amino acids)
Source: RefSeq, a predicted model, not a curated record
UAUUUACUCAUUUCUCAUUAGACACUACACAAUUUAGAUUGUUCAAAAUUCAAUAGGCAUUUUCUUGGAACUAAAAUCAUGAUCUAUGAAAGCAUCGUACGGCUUAUCGCACUACUAGUGGGUUGUCUAUAUCCCGCAUUCAUGUCCAACAAAGUUUUGAGUGCCAAGAAACCCUCCGAUGUAAAUAUGCGCGUAUGGGUAUCAUACUGGAUUGUAUACGCCGUCUUUUUGCUAUUUGACUACUUCACUCAAGGCUUCGUUGCGUUGGUGCCUUUCCUCAAUGAGUUCAAGGUACUGUUCCUGUGCUGGCUUCUGCCGACACUCGGCGGCGGCAGUAAAAUAAUCUACGAACAGUUUCUAUGCUCGUUCCUCAAAAGCAACGAGAAAUCCAUUGAUCAGGCACUGAUAAAUGCAUCGCAGAGAGGCGGCGACAUUAUUGGACAAGUGAGGAGUGUUAUUUUUGGUCAGGUAAUGAACGCGAUUAAUUGCCUCGGCAUUUCGCGACACAAUAAACACAAACUCCGGAUAACGCCAAGUAUUGAAGUUAUCAUUAAUGAAGUGCUUGCCAAGCGUGAGUUGCGUGGACAGAUUCAAGCCAAUGUCGAACAUGGACCCCAAGAAGACAUAGCCGGAGAGAUGAAGACAAUCGUUCUGGCUAAGGAGAACGUGGAUAGACCCAAGCCCAAAUUGCCUCCGAAGCCUGCAGCUCGCCAACGUCAACUGCCCGUUAACGAAAACAUAGAUAUCAUUCUGGAUUAAAGCAUACAAUAAAUUCAAAUUUAAUUACUCGCCAUUUAAAAUAAAUAAAUCUAAAUAAUUAAAUGAG